Molecule: messenger RNA, 951 nt
Organism: Spizellomyces punctatus DAOM BR117
Lineage: Eukaryota; Fungi; Chytridiomycota; Chytridiomycetes; Spizellomycetales; Spizellomycetaceae
Exons: 2
Coding region: 1-951 (316 amino acids)
Source: RefSeq, a predicted model, not a curated record
AUGGCGAAAAAAGAUUGCCGUGAUAUCCUCGUGCCCCAUAUUGAUCGGUACUGCAAUGUUGUGGGUUUUACUCGGCCCAACCUGAAAUAUGAUCAACAGUCCAUCAACUACCUCACCACCAGUGUCAUAACAAACAUUAAAGUCAAUGUCCAAGAGCAUUUUGUCAAAAUGCUAGUUAGAUUCAUCAAUUAUCGAUUAGACGUCAAGAACCAGCAGAAAAGACUAUUGGGAGCGGAGAGAAUGUCAUUUUUCGCCAGAUUGCGAUAUCUGAAACAAUUGUUCUUAUUAGACGACAUUCCACAAACCGAUGAUCUAGACCUGAGCAAUUUGGAAAGUGCAUUAUUAGAAGACAUUUGGAAUAUUUUGCUUGAUCGAGUCAUAGGAAAAGAAGGGAAACUCGCAUAUCUUGUAGCAUGCGAUCCGCUGUCAUUUUUUCCGUCUCACUGUGCAUUAUCCCGUUUAUUCGAACGAUGUGGCCUGCCCUUGUUUAAUGCCAUCCCAUUGCGAAGAUCGUUUAUCCAAUCCCAUGUUCGCAUUGAUACUAUGAUUCUGUAUCAACAUGUGCUAAAAGUCUCAUGGCGAGAAUACGACUCUGUUGACAAAAUGGACUUGUGGUUGCGUGUUUGCAAUCUUGGCAGUAAGGCGUUCACGACGCGUAGUGGAAUGGCAUUUGACGGAUCAAUAACGACGGAUGGGACCUCCAUGUCAGUUUGCCUGAAGCAUCCAGAUGCGGCAAAAUAUGGCAGACACAAGCAUCGCAACUCAGAACAGGCGAUUGAAGCAGAUAUCAAAAGUCAAUAUAUUGAGAAUAAUCUUACGGCCUGUCGCAGCGCAUCCAACGUCGUCACCAUUGAUCCCAAUAAGCGCGAUAUACUAUACUGUCGGGAUCUUCAAAAGAGGCAACCAAAGAGAUUGGAAGCAGGAGGUUCAAAAAAUCCCGCGAAGCAAUGA